CAGAAGUACUGGCCGCAAUUGAAGCUCUUACAUGGGCUUUAUCAAUCCAUAAGGAUAUUAUUCUUGAAACCGAUGGUUUGGAAGUUAUUAAGAGGGUCUCAAGAUACAAUCACUUCGCUGCUUCUCCAUUUCCUUUUGACAUCUUAUCUCGCCUUAUCUCUGAUAACGGGAUUUGGAUAUCACAUGUGCUGCGAGAAGGAAAUCAGCCAGCAGACCGCUUAGCGAAGGAAGACAGGAGCAAGCUUCAGAGUUUAAUUGAAUAUCCUUAUCUUUAUUCUUGUUCUAAUGAGCUAUGCCCGAUGCGAUGGAUUCCAAAGGAAACGAACCCUUCGGCGCUUUCCGAAGUUCCCCUUUCAUCAAAGAACGUGAAGAUGGCCCCUUAAUCACCCCCUCUCUAAGGAAAAGCACGACCGGUAUGUCUACAGUGGCUCGAGAUUAAGCUUCAUUGAAUCUGCAGAAUGUUCAACAACAUCCACCCGAAACAUUAGUUUCAAAUUCCAGACUUUUAAUAAGGUAUUUGAGCUCUUUUAUUCCUUCUACAAUCACAACUUCUGCAUUUCUGAUUUCGGAGCUAGAAGAUAUCACAUUUGGUUUGAUUUGGACACGGUUAAUUGGAUCCUGGGUUCCCUUCCUCUUUUCUCAAAGCUUAAUUGUAGGGCAGUGUCCAAGGUUGAGGACAAUAGAACCAUAAACCUUUUCCUUGGGUCAAAUAAAUGGGGAUAUUUUGUGAAAAUCCAAGAGAUUAGAAGAGAAGGCAGUACAUUCCUUAUUAUCCCUUUUGACUCUACCUCUGAUGGCCCAAAACUUUUCACAAAGGCCCUCACCAUUUUCACCAAGAGAGCUUUCAAUCUUGAGGUAAGGUUUAAGGAGCCUCAGGAUUCACAGCUUCACUCUCCCAUUGGUAAUGUUGUUUCACCCAUACCUGCAAAUACAGGGCAGACUAUAAAUAUACAACAAAGUGGAGAUGUCACAAGUUCAGAGGUCUUAGUUGGUAAACCCACCUCCGCUGAUUCUAACAAGCUACUAGUUAUUUUCCAGUCUAAAGCAGCCCCUAAUUACAGCAUACCCACAGCCGAAGUGUUCCCACCCCUUCCUCGGAUAAUUCUUAGCCCUUAUGCUCCUGCCUUUGUGCCUGCUUUAUGCUCUUAUGCUGCACUUUUCACUCAGAAACAAGGAACCGAAGCUGAAACAGAACCGAAAGAAGACCCCUUUUCAAAUCUCAAUGGUCAAAAUUUGUUACUAUCCCUCAAUGCAGUGGAAGAUCACCCUAAGGAAAGGGAAGGACCCAUUCUUUAUACCCACUCCGAUGGGGAGGAUUUUGUAUUCAUUGAUACAAAGCUCAAACCUUUGCAAAUUGACUUUUCUAGAUGCUCAAAACACCCUCUCCAUCUUCGUAAGGAACUAAAGGGCAGGAAGACGUACUCACCAUCACAAAUUGUUACGAGGAGUAAGGCUAAAAUCCUUGAGCAAGGAAGGAAAUUUAAUCCUAUCGGCUGGAUAGAAGACGAAGACUUGUUAGAUCCCCAGGAAUCACAUGAAGACGAGGUUAUCAAAUUCUUCAAACUUUGCUGUCCUCACAAGAUCGAAGAUUCUAAACUGAUUAGCAAACCUCUAACCAAAACUCAAAAAAAGAAAUUGAAGAAGAAAAAGAAGCAGUCUCAACUUUCUGACUACGGAUUUGAGGAAGAUAUUGAAUAUGCUUAUUGAUCUGCAGUUUAAGGGUCUGUACUAUGCCAUUUUGCUUUCUUAGUGUAGAACUGGCAGGCCAUCCUUAAAAGAGUCAUGGGUUAACAAUGUGUCUUGGCACCAAGGAAACCUACUAUCAUUUGAUUCUUGGAAAGAAGCUCCAAUUGGAGUAGAUUCUGUUAUAUAGUGUGUUCGCAGCUUUGGCUCUAAUUCACACAUGUUUAAGAUCAAUGGAACAGCCAACAUAAAUGCUCUAAGAGCUGCUGCUGAAGGAGUUAAAAGAUUUGUAUACAUUUCGGCUGCUGAUUUUUGCUUUGUGAUUUACCUAUUACAAGGUUAUAUAUUAUGAGUAAAAGAGUGCUGCUGUAACUGAAUUUUUGACCCGAUAUACCUAUGGAGAAUUGAUUUUGAGACCUGGACUCAUCUAUGGAACUCGUCGUGUCGGGAGCAUGAAAUUGCCCCUUGGUGUAGCUGGAUCUCCUAUUGAGCCUCCCUGGUGUGCUAGCACAGGUGUGUUAGGAAGCUCCCUCUGAUUGGACGGAAGUACAAGGUACUGUUAAUAAGCUGGGACAUUGCACAUGAUGCUGGAAGUUGUUUUGAGGAUAAGGGACCUCCGCCGGAUUUUGGUAAAAGACUAAGCUGCUGUUUGCUCUAGUUUAGAUUCAUGCUUUUGGAUUUACACCUUUUGACUUUUUGUGAAUGUUUUCUUUCCCUUUGAUUUCGGCUUUUGUGUUGGAGCUGGCCACUCCUUUGCAUCU
Messenger RNA from Cuscuta campestris, 2444 nucleotides. Lineage: Eukaryota; Viridiplantae; Streptophyta; Magnoliopsida; Solanales; Convolvulaceae. The record is from the annotation of a GenBank genome assembly.